Anthostomella pinea is the source of this 780-nucleotide messenger RNA. The record is from the annotation of a GenBank genome assembly. NCBI's taxonomy places the organism in Eukaryota, Fungi, Ascomycota, Sordariomycetes, Xylariales, Xylariaceae.
AUGCCCUCGCGGUCCAAUUCCCGCUCCAACUACAGCUCCGACACAGCACUCCCACGCAAGCCCAACUACGACUCAGAUGAAAGCUCCGACUACGGCACCGUCCGCUACUCCAUUAGUAAUUCCGCCGCCAGCGGAUCACUCGACGACAGCAGACCCAGGAGAACGAUGAGCGCCGCGGCAGAGAAGAGGCGCUCCAGCACAAAGGAGGGUGCCAAGCUGUACCAGAUCUCAAGCACUGGCCGCGAAGCCCUCAAGAACUGGCACGAAAGCAUGCCGAGCGUCCUACAGUUGAACCACGAAAUCGCCAGAAUCGACAAGCAGGCCGCUGCCCCAGAGGCGCAGGGCUACCUCGGCCCGUGUGAUGAGAGGGAAGAGUGGUGGAACUGCCCGCGCGCGAUCGCGAAACUGGAUCGGGAUCACAAAGAGAGGAUGGCCACACUGCGAGCUGUCAAGAAAGCUAGCGAUUCCGCCAGCCAGAGCCCAGCGAAGAAGUUCAAGACCCUUGCGCGCCGCGUCGUCGGCAAGGCCAUCAAGCUGGCUCGAGGGAACACGGUUCCUGAUGGCUUGAUCGUAAACGCAACUCCGGCGGACACAGGCUUGGAGGAGAAGCCGUUCAAAACUUGCACUGUGUGCUUCGAGUGCCAGCGCCAGUCGCAGCUCGUUGCGUACGAGCUGUACAUGGAAUACAUGUACCUUACCCACAAGGCUCAGGCGUGGAACGCGUAUCGCGAGACGGUGCGCGAGGUGGGUGAGGGCUACAUCGAGUGGGCGAAGCCGUAG